AUGGCUGGAAAGCGUAAACGAGCCUCCUCCGAUAACGCUGCGAGUGCUGGCGACAACACCGAGAUGGAAGAGGCCCCGGUAGCGGUACUCUCAGAGUGCCCAUUCAAGAUUGAAUACAAGUCUCCCGCGAUCAAGAAGGCGAUAGUCAAAAAGGCCAAGCAGGCUGCCGCAAAGCGCCAGAAGUCCACCGUUACAUCUGGGGAAGCGCCGCCAAAACAGGAACUAGAUCAGACGGUACCCGAGGAUAUGCCUGCAACUAUUUUCACCAUCAAUCCGAAGAAGCAAUGGGAUACUUUGAAGAAGUAUCGACAUUUCGUUGUGGGAACCGAGAGCUUUGCGCUCCAGGAAUAUAUUUUCGUCAAUCACGAUAACAUUCCACACGGAAUUGACAUCACAAAUAUGGACGAUCAUAAAUUCUGGGUAGCCCGAGUCCUUGAGAUUCGAGCUAUCGACGAGGCGCAUGUCUAUCUGCGUGUGUAUUGGCUGUACUGGCCCGAGGAGCUUCCAGGUGGCAGAGCGCCAUAUCAUGGGAAGAAGGAACUAAUUGCCAGUAACCAUAUGGAGAUCAUCGAUGCGAUGACAGUUUCUGGAAGGGCGAACGUCAAGCAUUGGCUAGAGUUGGAUGACGAAGAGGACUUGCCAGAUCUAUUCUGGAGACAAAAGUUCGACUUCCCGUCAGGAACUUUAAUGGAGGUCCGCGAACAUUGCAGGUGCCAUGGCUACUAUAACCCCGACAAGAUGAUGCUUGGGUGUACACAUUGUAAGAACUGGCUGCAUGAGGAGUGCAUAGUUAGCUCUGUGCAGGAAUAUAUCAACGAGGCCCUUAUCGCCGGCCAGGACCCUAUGUUGCCCACAGUGGCUCUCACCUCUGCUCCUGAGCCUACGGCCAAUGACGAGGAUAAAAUCGUCACUGCACCACCAGAAGCGACAUUGAAAAAGGGUCGCGGCCGUAAGUCACUCAUGGAGGCAGCUGUUUCCGCCGCCCCAGCGACGCCAACAACCCCAGCGAAUGGGAAAAAGGGGGGCAAGGGAAAGGGAGGCAAGACAGCAACCCCGGCAAAACAAUUGAAAGAGGUGGAGGAGAAAUUUGAAGUCACCGUGCGCUCAGAUAGCGGGAGUAACCCGGUGGUUAUCGUAAAGGACCUUAGGGAUGGAGCGGCUGGCGCCACACGGGAGGUGAGCGUAGUGUGCUUGCUGUGUCAUAAUGUUGUAAGUUAG
This is a messenger RNA of Morchella importuna, 1218 nucleotides long. RefSeq lists its product as uncharacterized. Lineage: Eukaryota; Fungi; Ascomycota; Pezizomycetes; Pezizales; Morchellaceae. The record is from RefSeq and is a predicted model, not a curated record. Gene Ontology annotation, molecular function: chromatin binding. The transcript has 3 exons. Bases 1 to 1218 code for a protein of 405 amino acids.